Zea mays is the source of this 1664-nucleotide messenger RNA. Its product is annotated as Putative pentatricopeptide repeat-containing protein mitochondrial. The transcript has 2 exons. The record is from RefSeq and is marked provisional. Gene Ontology annotation, biological process: RNA modification. The coding region runs from base 177 to 629 and encodes 150 amino acids. NCBI's taxonomy places the organism in Eukaryota, Viridiplantae, Streptophyta, Magnoliopsida, Poales, Poaceae. Gene Ontology annotation, molecular function: protein binding; RNA binding.
CCAAACCCCCCCACCCCCUCGCGUAGAUAAGCCUAGUAAUCAGUCUCGGCGGCGCGGGACGCUGUGGCGGGGGAGACCAGUGCGAGACUGCGCUGUCUUGUCCAUUGGGGGGAUUUGGGGCUGUGCGCGAGGCAGUUAAUAAUGCCCGUCCUCUCCCCAAGUCAGAGUCCGCUGCCAUGGCCGUCGCCGUCGCCGUCGACGUCCCCUCCUGCAUCCAGCUCCUCCGCUCCUGCAGCGCGGUCGCCGGCCGGCAGCUCCACCAGCUCCUCCUCAAAUCCGGCCACGUCCCCUCCUCGCUCCCGCCCACUAACUCCGUCCUCCUCAUGUACGCGCGCGGCUCUCCGCUCCACUCCCGCGACGCCCGCCGCCUGUUCGACGAAAUGCCCACGAAGAACUGCUUCUCCUAUAACUCCAUCAUCACCGCCCUCUUCAAGUCCGGAGACCACCGUGCGGCUCUCCGCGUGUUUCGCUCCAUGCCUGACAGGAACACCUUCUCCUACAACGCGGUGAUAACUGGCCUCACUGGUGCUGGGGAUCUCGACACCGCGAGUGAGUUGCUAGAUGAGAUGCCCGUGAAGGACGCCGUGGCUUGCAACGCUGUGUUGCAUAGUGGUUGGCGCCUGUGCUGAUCGGACGCAGUAUGAGAUUGGGAGGCAAGCUCACACCCGGUUGGUGGUUGCCAACACCGGGAUUGAUUCGAUAUUGGGCUGCGCGUUGAUUGACAUGUAUUGCAAGUGUGGGGAUUUGGACUCCGCUCACCAAGUUCUUGACAGGUUAGAACAUGUCGAUGAGAUUUCGCUGUCCGCAUUGGUCUAUGGCUACGCAUCUUGCGGACAGUUGCACAAGGCGUUAUGUCUUUUCGACAAGAUGGAGAGCCCCAGCAUUGCUCUAUGGACGUCUCUUAUCAGUGGUUGUAACCCUGCCUAUCAUGGAGAUGGUGCUUUUGUUCUUUUUGUAAGGAUGUUGCGGUCAGAAAUGUUGCCUAAUUCUACUAUUUAUGCCAUUGUUCUGAACAUGUGUGGCUUUUUAGGCAUGCUGAAGCCUGGUCAGCAGACGCAAGCUUGUGCUUUAAAGAGUGGGGCUGUCAAUGACUUGAUAGCAGCAAGUGCUCUCAUUGACUUCUACUCGAAAUGCGGCCUCUGGGCAGAUGCCUGCCAAGCUUUCAGUGAGCUUAGGCAUCAUGACACCAUUGUGCUCAACUCAAUGAUCACUGUAUACUCAAACUGUGGCCAAAUAGAUGAGGCUAGAAGAGUUUUUCGUUUGAUCCCUAGCAAGAGUGUCAUCUCAUGGAAUUCUAUGAUUGUUGGGUUCAGUCAAAACGGGCAUGCUCUUGAUGCAUUGGAGCUGUUCUGUGAGAUGCACCGGCUUGGUUUGCAGCUUGACAAUGUAGCUAUAUCCAGUGUCCUUAGUGCAUCAGGCAGCAUCUGCUCUGUAAGUUCCGGGGAGCAGAUUUUUGGUCUUGCUAUUGCGCUUGGUCUGCAGUCUGACCAUAUUGUAGCCUCCUCGCUCAUUGACCUAUACUGCAAAUGUGGUAACUUGGCCAAUGGACGCAGGAUCUUCAGUGGUAUUGCUAAUCCAGACGAAGUCCUGUGGAACUCAAUGCUUAUAGGUUAUGCUUCUAACGGGUAUGGACUCGAGGCACUGAAACUUCUAGAUUUAAUGCA